GGGCAGGGGGCAGCAGGGUCCAUGCCGGGGGCACUACGGAGGGCACCCUAGAGUAGGGCACUGCGGGGCGAGGUGGUUGGGCCCUUGGUCCAGUCUGGUGCGGGAGCGCUCGGGGUAGGAGCUGGGCACUCAGGACAGGGCUGUGGAUCCACCUGGCAGCUCCUGCUCCGGGCCAGCGCCUCCCAAGCCUGGUCCCGUGAGUGGAUGGGGAUGGAGCCCACGGAGACGGACUACCAGAAACAAUUCCAGGCCGCUGUCAGAGUCAUUCAGGGCCUGCCUAAGAACGGGUCCUACCGCCCCCCCUACGAGGUGAUGCUACGGUUCUACAGCUACUACAAGCAGGCGACAGUGGGCAGCUGUGAGAUCCCCCGGCCUGGAUUCUGGGAUCCCAUCGGCCGGUAUAAGUGGGACGCCUGGAACAGGCUGGGGAAGAUGUCCAGAGAGGAGGCCAUGGCAGCGUAUAUCUCGGAGAUGAAGAAGAUAGCCCAGAAGGUCAUUGACACGAUCCCGGCGGGCGAGAUGUCUGAGGACGUGUUUGGGUUCUUCGAACCUCUCUAUGAGGUGAUACACGACAUGCCCCGGCCCCCCGAGUCCUUCUUCAAGAAGAAGGCUG
Terrapene triunguis (Three-toed box turtle) is the source of this 613-nucleotide messenger RNA. RefSeq names its product acyl-CoA binding domain containing 4 (gene ACBD4). The record is from RefSeq and is a predicted model, not a curated record. The annotation marks the transcript as partial. Gene Ontology annotation, biological process: fatty acid metabolic process. Gene Ontology annotation, molecular function: fatty-acyl-CoA binding. Lineage: Eukaryota; Metazoa; Chordata; Testudines; Emydidae. The transcript has 5 exons.